Messenger RNA from Pundamilia nyererei, 848 nucleotides. RefSeq names its product interferon-induced protein with tetratricopeptide repeats 1-like. NCBI's taxonomy places the organism in Eukaryota, Metazoa, Chordata, Actinopteri, Cichliformes, Cichlidae. Gene Ontology annotation, molecular function: protein binding. Gene Ontology annotation, cellular component: cytosol. Gene Ontology annotation, biological process: defense response to virus. Bases 282 to 671 code for a protein of 129 amino acids. The transcript is spliced from 4 exons. The record is from RefSeq and is a predicted model, not a curated record.
UACAAAACAUUAAAACAUGUUAAAAACACAACAGCCUUAAACACAGAGGAGUUUGGACCAGAGCAGUGUUCAUACGUCAUCACUCAAAGACUGGACACAAGGGCGUGUUUAAUAUUUCAGUCAGUAACACCUGUUUUUAUCCAAUAGAGGUGCAGCAUUGGACACGUCUUUGUAUUCAGCAUCUGGAGGAAUCAGUGAGGCUCAAGAAUGGUUUCAAUGCUGCAAAAGCUCUGCUGGCUCUGCAGUACGCACAGAACUUUGAAAGGAGGAGAGCUCAGCAGAUGUUUGAUGAUGUGCUGCAGACAUUAGAGGAUGAACCUCCAGGCAUGCGUCAGUACAUCUACCGGUAUUAUGCAGAGUUCCGCUACUAUCACACCCCUCAGAAAGACCUCGGACUCACCUAUUACAAAAAGGCUCUGGAGUUCUGCAUCAACACAUCACAUUGGAAGCACUGUGUGAAGAAACUGACGACGAUAGCCGAGGGACGCCUCGAAAAGAAUCGCAGCGACGCCGCGUCCUAUGGCAUCCUGGGAGCAGUGGCCAGAGCUGAGGGCAAUCGGAGCAGGGCUGUGAGAAAUUAUGAGCGCGCUCUGGAAUUAGACGCCAACAACGACGAGUAUCUGUCAGCCUUGUGGGAGCUGGGCCUGGAUCUGACCGCACACAGGGAAUAGAAAGACCGCCCGGAGGAGAAGCUUCCAGAGGCCGUGUGAAAAAGUUUGUACCAGGAAGGCCACCGUUUGAACGAGGUUCCAGAACCACAGCUCAGAAAUGCUCGGCUACGUCACAUCACACCUGGGAACCGCUACAUCGAUCACUACGGCCGUCUCCUUCUGUUUGUCUACCACCAC